Messenger RNA from Drosophila sulfurigaster albostrigata, 2648 nucleotides. Its product is annotated as oxysterol-binding protein-related protein 2. Gene Ontology annotation, molecular function: sterol binding. Lineage: Eukaryota; Metazoa; Arthropoda; Insecta; Diptera; Drosophilidae. The transcript is spliced from 8 exons. The record is from RefSeq and is a predicted model, not a curated record. Gene Ontology annotation, cellular component: membrane; cytosol; intracellular membrane-bounded organelle. Bases 378 to 1739 code for a protein of 453 amino acids.
AAGUGUUAAUAACCAGCAAUAACACACAAUUAGUGCGUGGGCAAUGUUGAAAUAUUAGCAUAUUGAUUUAUCCUAACUCAACGUGGUUAAAUAUCUAUGAACACGCCUUUCCAUCGUGGGUGUGUGUGUGUGGGUUUAUGCAUACGUAUGCUUGUAGUAUGUGCGUUGUUCCUUGAAGACAAUUGAGAUGAAAUCAAGGACUAAAAAUAAUCACACCUGCUCUUUACCCAUGCCCUUAUGAUGUAACAUUUCUUCGCACAGAAAUUUUGCAAGCAAAUGUAUAGUAUAUAUUGUAUACGUUCAAAUAAAUCCUUUUUAUGAUUUGAGGAAGAAAUAUUAAUAAAAGUGCAUCUAUUUUUUUUUUUAAAGAUAUCAGCAUGGCCGAAAGUGAACACGCUCAACGUCACGCACUUCCAGCUGCGAUGAUUUCUCGCAAGAAAAUUAGUGUUUGGUCCAUACUUAAGAACUGCAUUGGGAAAGAUCUCAGCAAAAUCACAAUGCCCGUUGUGCUGAAUGAACCUCUGAGCUUCCUUCAAAGGUUAUGCGAGUAUAUGGAGUAUGCGGAGAUCCUGACGCAAGCUGCACAUCAGGAUAAUCCGGCAGACCGCAUGAAAUGUGUUGCAGCUUUUGCUGUUUCUGCAUUGGCUUCCAAUUGGGAUCGGUUGGGCAAACCAUUCAAUCCGCUCUUAGGAGAAACGUACGAACUCCAGAAAGAAGAUUAUCGAAUUAUUUGCGAGCAGGUCUCUCAUCAUCCACCUGUUUCUGCCUUCCAUGCUGAGUCGACAGAUUUUAAAUUUCAUGGCUCAAUUAAUCCAAAGAUCAAGUUCAGCGGCAAGAAUGUUGAAGUCCAUCCAAAUGGAAUUGUUACUGUGGAGUUUCCCAAAUGGAAUGAAACAUACACUUGGAGCAAUGUCAAUUGUUGUGUGCAUAACAUAAUCGUGGGAAAACUUUGGAUCGAGCAACAUGGCACAAUGGAGAUUACCAAUCAUUCAACUGGACAUACAGCCAAGUUAAUAUUUAAAUCAUCUACAUCUGCCGAUAAGGAUCUCCAUAGAGUUGAAGGAUUUGUCAAGGAUGAAAACGGUCAAAAUUUGUUCUUUUUGUACGGUAAAUGGACAAAGUUCUUAAAAUGCUGCCCAUAUGAGAAUUACGAUGAAUAUCGAAAACACGAGAUGAAAAUUAAAGAUGACAAGGAAACUACUGCUUCACCCAAUGCCACACCGAAAAGAAUGUUUUCCAAAUUAAAUAGUUUUAAACUCAACUCGUUUCGCAGCUUGUCCAUACAGGAUCAUGAGAACUACCCACCUGCUGAUAUAGAUGGCGAUUUUCCCAGAAGUGAUUCUUCCUUCUCCCUGGAUAUACCAGACUCCACGUUAUUGUGGAGCUGCAAUCCCAGACCUGAGAAUAGUAGCGAGUAUUAUAAUUUCACAAACUUUGCGAUGCAAUUGAAUGCUAUGGAUAAUAUGAAACCACCAGAUACCUUAUGUCCCACCGAUGCUAGGUUGCGUCCUGAUAUAUUAUGCUUAGAGAACGGCGAUCUUGAUGGCGCGUCCAAAGAAAAGACACGACUGGAAGAGAAGCAGAGAGACUCGAGAAAACUGAAAAAGUCCGAGGAUGGAGGAGAUUUUACUCCUAGGUGGUUUAAGAAGGUCUACAGCCCGUUUACAAAAAGUGAAGUUUGGCUAUAUAGUGGCAGCUAUUGGAAUCGCGACUACGAAACUACGAAUUCAUUAUUUUAGAUGAAAUAUACAACACAACAAAACUUUCUACAGAUUUACACCAAUUACUUACAACAGACAAAAAACACAUGAAAAACAUACGAAAACUGUCAAAUUUGUUAGUAAUUAUAAUACGUACGUACAUAUAUUAUGUAGUAUAUAUAAACCUAUUACUGAACAUUAUAAAAUAAAGUCGCUUUUGUUUGGUUUAAACUCUGUGUGCAAUUUUAAUCGGGGUCCAAUUAUCCAAUAUACUGCUGAAAGCUUAAUAAAAUUUGAGAAGAUUCUAUCAAUUGCUUUGCACUCUAUUUACUUAAUUUAUUUAGUUAUAUCCACAUGAUUUGGUAUGGAGAAUAAAAUAAGAGGUAACUUUAGCUACACAUAUAUGUAUAUUUGGUUGUAUAUGUAUGUUGGUAUAUACAUAAAUAAAUAAUUGGCAAUGUUAAAAGUAAACAGUUUGACAUAAUUUCAUACAUUAUGACGUUCAACAAUAAAUCGGUUCUAUACAUAGAAUAUACGGUAAAAAUAACCCAGAUAAAUCAGUAUACAUUCGUUUCAAUUUGUUUUUACAGUUUACAAUUGGAUUGUUGAUAGAUUCGAGAGUUUUGUAGAGAUUUCAGAUUUACAAAGUACUGGCUUCGAUAUGUGGAAUGUUAUGUAGUCCGGUAUCUGGAUUGGCCCAAUAAUAGUUGGGAGCUCCUUGACUGAAGCAAUAUUUCAUGUCUAGGGGCUCGCCCUCUUCAACGUAGUACAUCAGGUAAAAAUUGCACAUUUCAUCUUCACUUGUUGGACUGGAAUUCAAAGUGGUAAUUAGAUGAUAUUUCAAAAAUGUGCAUACUUUCUUACCCGAUGCCUGUGGCACGAUGUCUAGUACUUUUCAUGGUACAUCUAGCCGCCACAUAGUCUCCGGUAACUAUGGGCGACGUGUUC